Baudoinia panamericana UAMH 10762 is the source of this 1268-nucleotide messenger RNA. RefSeq lists its product as uncharacterized. NCBI's taxonomy places the organism in Eukaryota, Fungi, Ascomycota, Dothideomycetes, Mycosphaerellales, Teratosphaeriaceae. The transcript has 3 exons. The record is from RefSeq and is a predicted model, not a curated record. The coding region runs from base 217 to 987 and encodes 256 amino acids.
CAGCCGUAGAUACGAACUGAUAUAUCGCUUACGGUAGUUGUAAGUAUCAAAGCUUCCCUUUCUCAUCCUUCUUCUCCAACGUCUCUCAAUUUUACCGUGACAAAAACAGCCUUGCGGCAGCCAUUCGUUGUAACGCGAGAAAGCGAAGCACACCGGACCUUCAGAAGCACCACUACACUGCCCUGCCACAACUACAGAAGUCGGAAAUCAAGCGAGAUGCAGGAGAAGAUUUGGCUUAAGAGGGUCUUAAUCCCGAUAUGGGUGAUUGAGAUAAUCUGGUUUAUCGUCAUCGCCGUCUUUGCUGGCAUCGACCUCUUUGUUUAUGAGGAAUACCUGGACGGUGAGGAUGCAUACGUGGUUGAAGUGUUGGAUAUCGCUGCGGUGGUCCUUCUUGCGGCUGCAGUCAUUUCGAUCAUCUUCAGGAUCACAGAGAUUGCGCUCUUUGCGCGGCACAGGCUUAGCCCGGUGGUGUAUUUGGUGCUUCAUUGCAUUCCGGGAGCAUUUUGGAUCUUUAUCUUUGUUGCGGACAUCGUUGAGGCUGUCCAAGGAUAUCAGUCUGGCAUCACAUUCGUCUUCUCAACUGUGCUCUUCCUCACAACCCUCGCCGCGGUCAUUUACGGCUCGAUAGUAGUACACCGGAACCGCAAGGGCACCCAGGGCCGAGGUUACUACGCGGGUGUCGAAGCUGGUACGUCGACGGGCUACAUCGCUCCAAGCUAUGAAGAUCAGACUCAAGGCCGCUACGAGCCAUACGCCCAUCAAGGCACUGCUCCAACCGCGCAAGGUCUUGCGCCCAAUCCGUUCCGGGACCAGUCCCGUGAGCCGUCACCGGCGCCGUCAGCAUCACGACUGUCGUACACAACCGCACCACCGCCAUCGGCAGCUCAUCCAGCAUACAGGAAGAGUGGUGAGGCGGAGACGUACUACAAUGGUGAGGCUGCGCAGCAAUCGUACGAGAUGCAAGGUAUUGCAUACAAGCCUACCUGAGAGGCAGGCACCUGCUUCGGCUUUGAUGGAUCGCGUUGGCACUUGAAUAGAGGCGUAUCGUAGAUACCAUGACGAGGCAUGACGGUGCUGUAGCGUUCGUAGCGGGCAGCGUUCGUUGUAUGGUCAACUUGCACAAACCGCUAGUCGCGCCUUGUUGGUAUAUCAAUGACGAACAGCACCGCCAAAUGAGAGCGUGAUCCAAUGCGCCGCCUUGCGCAGCUCGCGCGUCGAACCUUUAGAUGAAACCGCAUCGUCGGCCGUUUCCGGCUCUGAGACUCAAA